This is a messenger RNA of Phytophthora nicotianae INRA-310, 1395 nucleotides long. RefSeq lists its product as hypothetical. NCBI's taxonomy places the organism in Eukaryota, Oomycota, Peronosporomycetes, Peronosporales, Peronosporaceae. The coding region runs from base 1 to 1395 and encodes 464 amino acids. The record is from RefSeq and is a predicted model, not a curated record. Gene Ontology annotation, molecular function: hydrolase activity. The transcript is spliced from 4 exons.
AUGAGCGUCACAAAAGUAUCCGAUGUGUCAUUCGCGUCUUUGCCACCCCGGAAGUACGUGACGAUGGCGUCGCUCUUGCAAGACAUCCAGCUAGAUGAGACCUCCUACGUGGAGCUACUGCGCAAGAUCAUCGGCGUGUCCGAAAAGGUUCAAAAUGCGCCGAGUCUGGGACUCAUCCCGCAGGAGAACCUCGUGUCCGACAUCGUGCUGGCCGAGCUCCAGCCGUACACUAAAGAGAACGGCGGGUAUCUGACCAUCGAGCGCGUGGAGUUCGUGGCUGGCCGUGGCAAUGUCAUUAUCACGUAUCAGCACCCGGACUUCGCCGACAGCGAGAAGACGGUGGCCUUUGUGGGCUCCCACAUGGAUGUGGUGCCGGCUAACCCCGAGGGCUGGGAGAGAGAUCCGUUCACGCUCACAGUGGAGGGUGACAAGCUGUACGGACGCGGCACGACGGACUGUCUGGGUCAUGUGGCACUCAUGACGGAACUGUUUAAGGAGCUUGCCCAGAAGAAAGUCCGUAUGGAGACAAAGGUGGUCUGUGUGCUCAUCGCUUCCGAGGAGAACACGGAAAUUCCGGGGGUGGGUGUUGAGACUUUGAUGGAGUCAGGCAAGAUCGACUUUAUCAAGAAUGGGCCCGUCAUUUGGGUCGAUUGUUCGGACAGCCAGCCUUGUAUUGGUACGGCUGGUGUGAUUACUUGGACGUUGAAGGCCACUGGCAAACUCUUCCACAGUGGUCUACCCAACUUGGGCAUUAACGGUAUCGAGCUGGGCAUGGAUGCGUUGACUAAAAUUCAGGAGCGUUUCUACAAGGAUUUCGGUCCCUUGCCUCAGGAGAAGGAGUACAAUUACUCGUGUCCGUCGACUAUGAAGCCGACACGUAUUGAGUCGUCCACGAACGGACUGAACCAAAUUCCACCUUGGGUGAAGAUCUCCGGUGACGUGCGUUUGUCGCCGUUCUACGAUAUGAAAGACUUGAUUGCCAAGGUGCACUCGUAUGUUGACGAACUGAAUGCGAACAUUACGUCGCUGGAGGGUAAACGCGGCCCAGUGUCGAAGUACACACUGCCUGCGGAGAAUUGGAACGGCAAGCUGGAGCUUACGUUCGAAAACCAAUUCUUCGAGGGUAUUGCCUGCUCGCUUGAGUCUGUCGGCUACAAGUCGUUGCACGCCGCUAUCGCCAAUGUGCUUGGCGAGGCCAAACCGUUCUCCAUCAGUGGCAGUCUACCUCUGGUGCGCGACCUGCAACGUGCUGGUCUGGAUCUGACACUGACAGGCUUCGGUAAGAGCUCGGUCUACCACGGCGACAACGAAUACUGCCAGCUGAGCGACAUGAAGAACGCCAUCAAGAUCCUGGCACGCACGGUCGCUAAUGUGGAAGCAGCCAACUCGAAGUAA